GCUACGAGCGCGGCGGGAGCGCGUUCCAGCUCGGGCCCCGGUGCUAUCCUCCGGUCCGCCGCGCUCCGGCCUCGGGUCUCGGGGCGGAGAAGCUCGGUGAAGCGGACGCGGGGAGCAGGGCGGAGGGGACGAGGCGCGCUGCGCUGCCGCCCGGUCCUCACCGGGUGCUGCGGGCCCCCGGCGCGAGGGGCUCCGCGGCGCGCGCACUAUGCGGGCGGAUUGCCGGCCGCCGCGAUGGCGAGCCGGGCGCCGCUGAGAGCCGCGCGCAGCCCGCAGGGUCCCCGAGGCCCGGCCGCGCCCGCCGCCACCGGCCGGGCCGCGCUGCCCAGCGCCGGCUGCUGUCCCCUCCCUCCUGGCCGCAACUCCUCCUCCAGGCCUCGGCUGCUCCUUCUGCUGCUGCUCCUACUGCUCCAGGACGCCGGAGGCCAGCAAGGUGAUGGAUGUGGACACACUGUACUAGGCCCUGAGAGUGGAACCCUUACAUCCAUCAACUACCCACAUACCUAUCCUAACAGCACUGUGUGUGAAUGGGAGAUUCGAGUAAAGACGGGAGAAAGAAUUCGCAUCAAAUUCGGUGACUUUGACAUUGAAGAUUCUGAUUAUUGUCACCUUAAUUACCUGAAAAUCUUUAAUGGAAUUGGAGUCAGCAGAACGGAAAUAGGCAAAUACUGUGGUCUGGGUUUACAAAUCAAUCAGUCAAUUGAGUCCAAAGGCAGUGAAGUCACAGUGCUGUUCAUGAGUGGAACCCAUGCUGCUGGGCGAGGAUUUUUGGCUUCAUACUCAGUUAUAGAUAAAGAAGAUUUAAUCACUUGUUUGGAUACUGUAUCUAAUUUUUUGGAACCAGAGUUCAGUAAGUACUGCCCAGCUGGCUGUCUGCUGCCUUUUGCUGAAAUAUCUGGAACAAUUCCUCAUGGAUACAGAGAUUCUUCACCAUUGUGUAUGGCUGGAAUCCAUGCAGGAGUAGUGUCAAACAUGCUGGGUGGCCAAAUCAGCAUUGUGAUUAGCAAAGGGACCCCGUAUUAUGAAAGUUCUUUGGCCAACAACGUCACUUCCGUGGUGGGAUACUUAUCUGCAAGUCUGUUUACAUUUAAGACAAGUGGUUGCUAUGGGACUCUGGGGAUGGAGUCUGGUGUGAUUGCUGAUCCCCAGAUAACAGCAUCAUCUGCACUGGAGUGGACUGACCACAUGGGGCAGGAGAACAGCUGGAAACCGGAGAAGGCCAGGCUGAGAAAGCCCGGGCCUCCCUGGGCUGCUUUUGCCACUGACGAGCAUCAGUGGCUACAGAUAGACCUUAAUAAGGAGAAGAAGAUAACAGGUAUCGUAACCACUGGGUCUACCGUGGUAGAACACAAUUACUAUGUGUCUGCCUACCGAGUUCUGUACAGUGACGAUGGGCAGAAAUGGACUGUGUACAGAGAACCCGGUGUGGAUCAGGACAAGAUAUUUCAAGGAAACAAAGAUUAUCACAAGGAUGUUCGUAAUAACUUUUUGCCACCAAUUAUUGCACGUUUCAUUAGAGUGAACCCUGUCCAGUGGCAACAGAAAAUUGCCAUGAAAGUGGAACUGCUCGGAUGUCAGUUUACUCUCAAAGGUCGCCUUCCAAAGCUUACUCCACCUCCUCGGAACAGCAAUAACCUCAAAAAUACUACAGCUCGUCCCAAACUAGGUCGUGCCCCUAAAUUUACUCAAGUGCUCCAACCUCGAAGUCGGAAUGAACUUCCUCUACAGCCGGCAGAGACAACUACCACUCCUGAUAUAAAAAAUACAACUGUGACUCCCAGUGUAGCCAAAGAUGUCGCACUGGCUGCUGUUCUGGUCCCUGUGCUGGUCAUGGCGCUCACCACACUCAUCCUCAUUCUAGUGUGUGCUUGGCAUUGGAGAAACAGAAAGAAAAAAACUGAAGGCACCUAUGAUUUACCCCACUGGGAUCGGGCAGGUUGGUGGAAAGGAGUGAAGCAGCUUCUCCCUGCCAAGUCAGUGGACCACGAGGAGACGCCCGUGCGCUACAGCAGCAGUGAAGUCAGUCACCUGAGUCCGAGGGAAGUCACCACCGUGCUGCAAGCCGACUCUGCAGAAUAUGCUCAGCCCCUCGUGGGAGGAAUUGUUGGCCCACUCCAUCAGAGAUCCACCUUUAAACCCGAGGAAGGAAAGGAAGCAGGCUAUGCAGACCUCGAUCCUUACAACUCUGCAGCGCAGGAAGUGUACCAUGCCUAUGCUGAACCGCUGCCCGUAACGGGACCUGAGUAUGCAACCCCAAUCGUCAUGGACAUGUCAGGGCACCCCACAGCCUCAGUUGGUCCGCCCUCCACAUCCACCUUCAAAACUGCAGGGACCCAGCCUCCCGCUUUAGUGGGAACUUACAACACUCUUCUCUCCAGGACUGACAGCUGUUCCUCAGGCCAUGCUCAGUACGACACCCCAAAAGGUGGGAAGUCAGCUGCUACCCCAGAGGAACUGGUGUACCAGGUGCCCCAGAGCACCCAGGAACUAUCAGGAGCAGGAAGGGAUGAGAAAUUUGAUGCUUUUAAAGAGAUCCUUUGACGGUGGUGCUGCUUUUUGACAAAGCAUCCAGUUAAAGCACAUGGCUUUUUUCAUUCUUAGUGGUAGUGAUGUAGAAUGUAUUCCGUAUCUGUCACUGAAGUGGUUAGGGGAAUGUGGUGACCGAGGUACAAGAGACUACUUGCCUUGCCAUCUUGCUUUAAAGGUGUUCCUGUGUGGUACAGUUACUGCUCGCCUGCUACCUGUCAAACACCCUGUUUGUUACUACUGUAAAACACUAUUUUUAGUACAGAAACAAAGCUCCCUGUAACGCACUUCAGAGAAACUGAAAAUCACUGAGUAUUUAUUACCAAUGCUGCAGGCACAUGGAUGAACUGAGAUGGUUCUGUAAGCCUUGCUGGCAAUAAUGCAUGGUACUGUUCUUGAAAUAUCAAAUGGCUUGAAGUUCUCCCUUUGUGAGGAUGGUACUAUCACGCGUCCCUUUCCCUUUAAUCCUGUAGUGCUGUCUGCAUUCUUUUUUUUUUUCCCCUCACACCCAUCAGUGAUUAAUAAGCAUUGUUCUAGCUAUGGCCACAUACACUUCUCUGUAUUUCCCUAGGAAGGUACACAGUUAGAACAGGCUGCCUUGCCAUGAGCUGGGGGACUGACUCCUUGUAUGAUGAUGACACUCUUAACAGUAUUAACACCUCCUGGUACAGGGCGUGGUCUCACCUCUGCCCAUCCCACCCACCCUUUGUGGCCUCUCUCCAACCUGUGUUCAUAAAUGCUGGUGGCCUCCUUUUCAGUAGCAGACACGGGAAGCCAGCCCUUCCUGUCUUUAAAUAUACUUCUCCACAGGGAAAUGGGAGAAAAGCAACUUACAAUUUAGAAAAGCUAUAAAGGGAGUCCUCUGCAUCACUAAAGUAAUAUGUAAAUUACUUUAGGGAAGAAGUUAAGGGGGGAGUAAAAUUUAACCUUCUUUGCUUUCUUUAUACACAAGCCCAAAAAUUUGCAAAAUUUCUGUGCGGCCCAAGGUAUUUUAUAACUUUAGUCAUUUUUUUUUUUUUUAAUUUCAAUUCUCUUCAGUAAACCAUUGUAAGAGAAAGAAAACCAACAUGAGCCAGGUCUGAUGGUUCAAGCCAGCAAUUCCAGCUACCCAGGAGUCUGACACAAGUGGACCCCAAGGUCAGUGCUUUAUAGUCUACAGAGUGAGCUCAGGGUUAACCUAGGCCACUCAUAAAAUACGGGGUAGAGCUCGGCUCAGUGGUUUAGUGCUCCAGUACAACAAGUGCAAGGCCAUAGGUUCAAUCCCCUACACUACAAAAAGAAAAAGGCAACAGGCGUUCUCCACAUGUGUGUGAUUUCUGCCUUCUGCCUGGGGAGAGGCCAACGUGGUCCUUUGUGUCGGACCUGGUCGGCAGAGAUGCUGUGCCAUCAGAAUUGUGUGUAAUCCUUCCCAGCAAUGUCAGUGCUUGACUCACAUCAGGUAGGGUAAAUUAGACAUUGCAGUGGAUCAGCCUGUAGGCUGGGCACGCACUGAAGCAGCACAUCAGAUGAAAACACAAACUCUAUCCCUUGCCACAAACCUGUGUGUAGGUUUAGAGUACACUUGGCCAUGAGGUCCCCAGCUGUUUCUCAGCUUGUACCAUCCUGGUUAUAGAACUGCCACACUUCUCUAGAUUUGGAUAGCUAUGAACAGUACUGACUGUGCUUCCUUCUGCAAGUACAUCAGCGUUUUGAAACAUUGCUCAACAGUGUUGGCAGGCUCCAUGUCACCUCCUCAGACGGUUUGUCUCGCUUUCAUUGUAAACUGCCUUUCGUCUUGCCGAGUCUGAGACACAAUCUCUCUCCUUGUUGAAAAAAAUCAGUGCACAUUUUGUUUCAAAGUUGUUAUGAAGCAAAAAAAAAAAAAAAAAA
Molecule: messenger RNA, 4395 nt
Organism: Mus pahari (shrew mouse)
Lineage: Eukaryota; Metazoa; Chordata; Mammalia; Rodentia; Muridae
Gene: Dcbld2
Product: discoidin, CUB and LCCL domain containing 2
Exons: 16
Coding region: 235-2541 (768 amino acids)
Source: RefSeq, a predicted model, not a curated record